This is a messenger RNA of Bacillus rossius redtenbacheri, 4847 nucleotides long. It is a transcript of the gene Pdss2, whose product is annotated as all trans-polyprenyl-diphosphate synthase PDSS2. Gene Ontology annotation, cellular component: transferase complex; mitochondrion. Gene Ontology annotation, molecular function: prenyltransferase activity. The record is from RefSeq and is a predicted model, not a curated record. Lineage: Eukaryota; Metazoa; Arthropoda; Insecta; Phasmatodea; Bacillidae. The coding region runs from base 305 to 1555 and encodes 416 amino acids. The transcript is spliced from 6 exons. Gene Ontology annotation, biological process: isoprenoid biosynthetic process; ubiquinone biosynthetic process.
ACCAUAUUCGAUAUUCGCCGUUAUUCGCUAUCUAUGAUGGUCUUUGGCAGAAUUUAAAAAUAAAUGUUUGUGUUGUGACGUGAAAGUUUAUGUUUUUAUUUUAACUUUCCUUCAGUCAAAGUUGGAAGUGGGAGAAUCUAUGUCCUUGAGUAUGUUGGAAAGUACGGAAGAGCUACGGAUGUGCCGAAAAUGCACCAUAUGCUUUCACUUGGCACACUUCCGUGAAAGUAGCAGAAGUCGUUGCUAACCGAGUGAUUGUUAGGCUGGAAAGUAUUUGCAGACAGAGCAUAAGUAAAGUAUCGAAAUGGUUUCGUGUGUUCCCGCAAGUAGGUGUUUUUUAAAGAGCUAUUCGAGUGCAAGAUCGUCCCGUGCCCUCUAUCGUUGGAGUGUUGUGUUGGGACUCCAGCUCGGGAAUGAAAGUUGUAGGAAUGGUUUACAUGCGUGUGAGAGGUCGUUCAGCGUCGGAAGAAGUUUCAGCCGUCACCAAAAACCAGAUUGGAACAAAGCAGUGUCUGAAGCAGAAAAGAUUGUUGGAUAUCCUACUUCGUUCUUGAGUUUGAGGUGGUUGUUGAGUGAUGAAAUUGCUAAUGUCGCUCUCCAUCUUCGUAAACUUGUGGGAUCUAAUCAUCCCUUGCUAAAAACAGCAAAGAGCCUGCUGUACAACGGGCGCAACAACAUGCAGGCGUGGGGGCUCAUCGUGCUGCUCAUCUCGAAGGCGGCCGGCCACCUCAACGUGGAGGACAUGGAGGAGGACAAGGCGGCGGGGGUGCUCCACAGCCAGCGGGCCCUGGCGGAGGUGACGGAGAUGAUCCGGACCAGCCACCUGGUGCACAAGGGUCUGGUGAACAUCUACCCGGGGCUGUACCCGGAGCCCGCCGUCCUCAACGACAUGACCUUCGGCAACAAGAUAGCGCUGCUGAGCGGAGACUACCUGCUCGCCAACUCCUGCAUGGAGCUGGCCUCCCUGCGCAACCAGGACCUGGUGGAGCUGAUGAGCAGCGCGGUGCGCGACCUGACGGAGGGGGAGUUCGUGGGGCGGCGCGACAAGCAGAACAACCCGCUGCCCUCGCUGGAGGGCGGGGACGCGACGGGGGAGUGGACCCUGCGCAGCGUGCUGUCGGGGGGCAGCCUGCUGGGCAAGUCGUGCCAGGGCACGCUCAAGCUGGCCGGCCACGCGCCCCAGCUGCAGCGCCAGGGCUACAAGUUCGGCAAGCACCUGGCCCUCGCCUGGCAGGCCUGCCUGGAUCUGGAGCCGUUCACCGCGGGGUCCAACUAUGUGCCCGGGACUCCGUUCACGCUGACGUCUGCCCCGGUCAUGUUCCACCUGGAGUACGACCCAAGCCUGUUCACGCAGAUCGACAAGGGCAUGGAGUCCGUCAAGGACAUUGAUUAUGCACAGGUCUACGACACGGUGCUGGGCGGACCGGGCCUGGCGCGCACCAAGCAGCUGCAGACGGCCCACUCCCAGCAGGCCAUGGAGGUGCUGGGCGUGUUCGAGGACAGCGACGCCCGCACGGCGCUGCGCAACAUCAUCGUGGCCAUGGGCGACCUCUGACGGGCCGCACCCUCGCUCGGCCUCUGCCGUGUUGCCGCGAGGCGCGUUAGCCUCUGGGUAGAGACAGAGACGAGCUUUAGUUGGUUUUUAUUUUAUCGUAACACCCACUCUGCCAAUGUAGCGGCAAAAAUUUUUAAAAAUAACAAAAAUCAUGUCGCGGGUUUAACUAAGGACAUAGGAGCGGUGUCUUUGCAGCGUGGCAGCCUGCCCGCUUGAUGUCCCAGGUUGUUCCUGCUCAUCUAUAGAAUUUGGCGCGUGCCCUUCCACACUCGCCGGCUUCCCUGACGAGCUGGAAGAAGAAUUGGUCCACGUCUAUUCGGGGGGGAAGCCUGGCCAGCUCGCUGUUGCGCGGGUGGUAUGCCGGGUGGAAAGUCAGGGGUACGAUACUUUGCAAGUGUGCGCAGGUACACACGUUGCAAUCAUUUCAAAUAAAACGGGUCUAAAAAUGUUCACAAAACUGAAUUGAAACUAAUAGUUCGGCUGCGUGACGCCCAGCGACGCGGAGAAACAAUAAAAGACUGACGAAACUAUUUACAGAUGGCACUGCUGAGCACGACGGCCGCACGAUCAAUGGCGCCAAAUUCAAAUAUCCAAACCACCGCCACACAUUCUAGCACUACGCCCAAACAAACACAGAGACAUUCGGAAUAAUACAAAUAAUUUAGCGAGCAUUUAAGGUUUCAAAUUGAUGCUAUAAGAGAUCCGCAAUUAAAGAAAAUUGAAUUAAUUUUUUUUGCUGCUCCGUGCAAUUUUUUUUAUUCGUAAAUGACGACAUUCCUGGAAAUUCAUACUUUAAAGGAUACCUUUUUUUUUUUGUUAUGAUUUUAAUUAAGUUUUGGUUAAACGCUACUUAAUUCCUUGAUAUGACUUGCUUUUCAGUGUUAUUUAGUUUUUAUCGCCAUAUAAUCUUGUCCCUAAUUAUGUGAAAUAGGUCUUUCCUGUACAAAACAUGUACUAAUUAAUCUGCAACCAGCUCCAUUCUGAGGAUAAAUCAAUUGAAAUACUUGACAAGUGAAUAUUUGCUCAAAUUAAAGUAAUGACGAAAAAUAGUCCUCAACUAGCUAUAAACACUCAACUGCAUGCCUUUGUUGACAAGUUUCUUAUACUUGCGCACACGUAGAACACUGCAGCCAUCUGACAAGUCACGCGAUGUUGUCGCCCCUGUGUCUGAUCGUGACAGUUUUGUCGCGUCGUGCUGCGUUUGAUUGUGUGUACAUUUUGUAUGGAUGCAUGGAAAUUAACUACCAUCAGACAAAAGCCGUGUCACGUCGCAUAUCAGUCUGUGUGCCCGGCAUGAGAGGUAGUAAUUAAAUCUUUUCACACUUACAAAGAAAAAAAAACUUUGUCUUCUAGACUUUCAGUGACCUGAUUCACCGUGCAUUCGUAAUUUGCAGUUUGUCCAGAACGCAUGGGCCUGUAUGAUUAAAUUAUUUUAAUUUACAUUUCUUUGUCACUUGAGACAUAUUAGCACUUCAGUUAAAUACACAAAUCCAAAUUGUCCGCCUAAUUUUUUUCCCCGCUGAUUUCCUCGACUCGCGGACGGAGGGCGGGUGUGUUGGCUAAUCAGAUAAAGCAAAACUGGCUGCAUGAACGUCGCUGAUACGUUCGGUGUGCACGCGCUGCUUCACGUAAUCCCGCAGGUAAGCGUAUAAUGGCGUCAGGUCCAGAGAUUGUGGUGGCCGUGUGCAACAACACCCCCGCCUACCGGCCGCUGGGGACUGCUGUACCCAGAACUCACGAACAGCGUUGCCGCAGUGUGGAGUACCGUCCUCGUGUGCAGGCUCGGAGUGUUCAUCCUUUAUUUGGCCAAGAUUUCACAUUUCCACCUUGUUUCGUUGCUUUCCCUGUAACCGGUGGCUUUACGGACACACACAUAUAAGUUAUAAAAUCUUGGCUCUAAUUAUGAUGAUGAUAUCUCAAAUGUAAGUUGGCCUUAAAUAUACACCUGAAAUGUAUACUUUUUGUAUCAGUUUUGCAUGAUAAGUUACAAUCUAUAUGAUUUCUAAUGUAAUGUUUAAUGUUUUUUUUUUAUUAAAUAACAUUUUAUAUUCAAUAAGUGCAAGGGACUUAUUAUUAUGAAAACAAUUUUCACUAAGGAGUGAGCAUUAACAAAUAUAUUUUUUUUUAAAUUACAUUUUCAUUAUGUCUUGUUGAAGAAAAGCAGUAUUCUCACAAUCCUGUCCUUGUACCUGUGCCUGCAAUACGGCAGACACUGAAUUGCAUUCAAAGCUGUUGCAAUGUGGUUUAACUCUACGUGGCAUUACUUACGUCAUUAAUUUAUUACAAGUGCUUUUACUUAAUUUAAGACUUCAUUUUCACGCAUAAUUUGUAAUGAGUAUUGAUUCAAAAAUUAAGUUUUUAAAUAUGUAUAUGUGUUUAUGUUUAUCAGUUAUGUACUUAAGUAUUAUAAAAUUGUUGGUUUUAUCGGUUACCUCUGAAGAAGUUUUUUUUGUUAGUAAAUUUUAAUUUUACAGUUCCAUUAGAAACCUCUUAGAAAUGAGAAUUAUUAAUUUUAAUAAUGUUAAUAUUAAUUUUAGUUUCUAUGUACAUUAUAUGAUUUAGUCUUAGUUUACUAUUACUAGUAUUAAUAUUUGAAGUGGGUUUGAAUGUAAGAAAACUAGGUUGAUAGCAAGUUGAAACAUAUUGACCACCCAAUUAUUACUGGUCCUUAAAACAUUUAUUAUUUUAAUUGCUAUGUGUACUUAUAAAAACUAAUAAUGUAACCAAAAUUUAACUGCAAUGUUGAUUUCAAGGAAAGCAACAAGAGAAACAAUUAUUUAAAAACCAGUAGUGUUGUGUUUUGUGGCAAUCAAAUAUUGAAAAGAAAAAAAAGUUAUUUUAUUUAAAAUAUUAAGAUUUUGAUUUUAUGUGCUCUUUUCAUAUUAUUUAGUGAAUGAUAAGAAGUAUGUAUUCAAAAACCCUGGCAAAAUGUGUAGUCAAAGUGUACUUAAUGCAUGAUAUUGUUAUAAGAAAAUUACUCAAGAUGAUGUAAGAGUCAAACCCUCUUAAAGAUACUUUGUUGGACUAGAAAUUAUUAAAUGACCUUACUACACAUGAUCUUAGACCAAGUACUAAACAAGUGUUUUGUGUUACUGUGAUAAGUAUAAAAUGAGGAAUGAAUCUUAUUAAUAGCAGAAAUAUCUGAUGUGCUUAAUAUUUUAUUUACAUGCUUUGCAAUUUACAGUGUGUUUGGAAAUAGUAAUAAAUAUCUAUUUUUGUUAUGUAUAAUAUAAUAAUUGUUUGGAAUAAAUAUUUUAUACUCUUUUUUAUGGCAAACAAGUUCUUUUAUUUA